AUGCUACUUGAACUCAUCGUCGCUCUCGUUCUCGGCUACAUCCUUCUAAUCGUGCACAAGCAAGAUGUCGCCAAGGGUGGAGAAGGUAUUCCGGUGGUCGGUCCGAUUCUUGAGGAAAUCGAGGAUGCUGUCAAACAGUUCAUGGAACGACGAAGUCGGCGACAGGCUUCUAGACGUGCAAGAAAUGAGAGCAUUUCGUCGGAGAACAACGAUGAAAUCAAUGAAACUGUCGGUGGCAAUAAUGGAUCGAAAGAGCCGUUAAAUCCUCCAAGAGGAGAAAAAUUCGAAUCGGUUCGACCAGAAAACGCCGAGCAAAUCUGGGAGAAACGUGCGAAGCUUCGAGUGGCGAAGUUACAGAAAGAUGAGCAGUUGUCGUCGAAGGUUUACUAUGCGCCGGAAUGGGAGCUCGACAGGAAGGCGAACAAUGAAGAAGGGUUUCCGGAUCCGCUGAAAAAUUAUGGAAUGACUCCGGAAAAAUGGGAAUACUACAAUAAGGUUGUCUGGCCUCCAAACUACAUUGUUCCCGAAACUGGAUUACCAAAACCGCGUGAAGUGUUUCAUUGCAAGCAAUCGGUUCAUUUUUCGCCGAAGAGAAUGUGGACUUCCUGCCAAUUAGUAUGGAAAAUGAAUGUCGAUGAAGCUCUGGCACAACUGGAAAUGCAGCAAACUAAGGGAUGCACACUCUUAGCGGAAACGAUCAAAAAAGCGAAGCAGCGAGCUGCUGACGAAUUCCAUAUCGAAUUCCCGUCGCAAAUGUAUAUCGCCGACGCUUUUCCGGUGCAAUCAAAUAUUAUCAAAGGUGCCCGCCGUCAUGCUCAUGAAGAUUGGAAUCCGGUUCGCUACAGAUACAUCCAUAUAUUCGUGAGACUUGAAGAAGGACCAGCUCCCGGAUUCAAGCAGCGUACGAAGCCAAAAUCGGGUUGGGACCAUAUGAAUGAAUACUAUAACCUAGGAUUUAUUGUUGAUUGUUUUGUUGAUGGUAAAUACUAA
Messenger RNA from Caenorhabditis bovis, 990 nucleotides. NCBI's taxonomy places the organism in Eukaryota, Metazoa, Nematoda, Chromadorea, Rhabditida, Rhabditidae. The record is from the annotation of a GenBank genome assembly.